Messenger RNA from Myzus persicae (green peach aphid), 1411 nucleotides. RefSeq names its product serine/arginine-rich splicing factor 1 (gene SF2). The record is from RefSeq and is a predicted model, not a curated record. Gene Ontology annotation, molecular function: mRNA binding. The transcript has 4 exons. The coding region runs from base 424 to 1161 and encodes 245 amino acids. Lineage: Eukaryota; Metazoa; Arthropoda; Insecta; Hemiptera; Aphididae. Gene Ontology annotation, cellular component: nucleus; cytoplasm; ribonucleoprotein complex.
UAAUUAAAACCGAAGCCUAUGUUUAACAUAAUAAAUUAAUAAAUUAUUGUUUGUUGUGUGCAUAAUUGGUACUAUUAUGCUUUUGGACCAUAGUGCAUUGCCAUUGUAAUUGCCGUGUAACUGUUUUCGGGAAAAUCGCUAAUUUUAUUAGCCAUUUUUGCUUUUUCACCAUUAUCUCUAUUAAGCGCUGCACACCGCGCGCGUUCACUUUCGCAUCGCCGAGACUGACUGCUGCAGUGGCGCAGUGCUGAGCUGCUGUCAACUGUCGAUAUCCGCUAUCGUCUUCAGACAAGCGUUCUAACUGUUAUUUAAGUCAUUUAUUACACUUUUGAACAUUCCAUCGCGUUUAACCGAUACCGGUACGGUUUUUAUAUAAUACAUCGAACAACUGAUACAUUUUGUCAGCUCAGCUCGCUCGGCAAAAUGUCCAACAACGACUGUAGAAUUUACGUGGGAAACCUGCCGCCCGACAUACGCACGAAAGACAUACAAGAUUUGUUCUACAAAUUUGGUAAAGUGUUGUUUGUCGAUUUGAAAAAUCAGAGAGGACCACCGUUUGCCUUUGUCGAAUUCGACGAUCCUAGAGAUGCAGAAGAUGCAGUUCAUGCUAGAGAUGGUUAUGAUUAUGAUGGCUACAGAUUACGUGUAGAGUUUCCACGUGGAAAUGGUCCACAUAGAAGUGGUGGUGGUGGCGGCAGUAGUAGUGGUGGUGGUGGAAGUUACAAUAGAGGAGGUGCUAGUGGUGGAAGUGGAAGAAGCCGAGGUCCUCCAGCGAGGCGUUCUCAGUACAGAGUACUUGUUACUGGAUUACCAGCAUCUGGAAGUUGGCAAGAUUUAAAAGAUCAUAUGCGUGAAGCAGGAGAUGUAUGUUAUGCAGAUGUAUACAAAGAUGGAUCUGGUGUAGUUGAGUUCUUACGUUAUGACGAUAUGAAAUAUGCUGUUCGUAAGCUUGAUGACUCAAGAUUCAGGUCUCAUGAGGGUGAAGUAACAUAUAUUAGAGUAAAAGAUGAUUAUGGUGGUGGAAGCAGUCGUCGCAGUCGUGAUUAUAAUAGUCGCAGCCGUAGUCGCUCUGCUAGCUAUUCACCUAGAGAUCGUGGAACACCAACAUAUUCACCAGUUAGAAAAAGUCGUAGUUAUUCAAGAUCUCGUUCCCGUUCGUAAUAUUGAGGAUAACCAAAUGGUAAAGCAUGCUACAAUACAUAAUUGACCCUCAUUCCAUUAUUAUAGUGUUUUUUUCUUUUUAUUUUUUUUUUUAUUUUUUAUUAGAAACAUAUUUUGAUAAAUUUUAUUACGAGGGUUAAACUAAGUUAAAAGUGUUUUGUCAUUUUUUAUUACAUUAAUAUUGUAGCUGAUUAUAACUGGAUUGAAAAUUUGACACAAAUAAAGGACACAUAGCAUUAAUUACAAAGGA